Molecule: messenger RNA, 1185 nt
Organism: Pantherophis guttatus
Lineage: Eukaryota; Metazoa; Chordata; Lepidosauria; Squamata; Colubridae
Source: RefSeq, a predicted model, not a curated record
AUGUGCACAUGCACACGAUUUGUGCAAAUAGCAGGUGGGCAUGACCACUGCACACGCAAGCUUGCCUGCCGCUUCUGUGGAAUCAUCCCUCCCCUCCGGUCCGCAAAGCUGGAAAGAUUGGAGAACUCUGAUACAGGUGAUAUAGAUAUAGAUAGGAAAAAAUCUUUCCUGUUUUCUGCUCUAUAUGCUGCCUUUAUAUUCGGUGGUCGGCAUCUAAUGAACAAAAGAGCAAAAUUUGAACUAAGAAAACCAUUAGUUUUGUGGUCUUUGAGUCUCGCAGUUUUCAGUAUAUUUGGUGCUGUUCGAACGGGUGCUUAUAUGGUAUAUAUAUUGAUGACCAAAGGACUGAAGCAAUCUGUUUGCGACCAGAGUUUUUACAAUGGACCAGUCAGCAAAUUCUGGGCGUAUGCAUUUGUGCUAAGUAAAGCACCAGAAUUAGGAGAUACAAUAUUUAUUAUUCUUAGGAAACAGAAGCUCAUCUUCCUCCAUUGGUAUCAUCAUAUUACAGUACUACUAUAUUCUUGGUACUCUUACAAGGACAUGGUGGCUGGUGGUGGCUGGUUUAUGACCAUGAACUAUGGAGUACAUGCAGUCAUGUACACAUAUUAUGCCUUGCGGGCUGCGGGCUUCAGAGUAUCACGCAAAUUUGCCAUGUUUAUCACCUUGUCACAGAUUACACAGAUGUUUGUUGGCUGCAUAAUCAACUACCUGGUUUUCGCCUGGAUGCAACAAGGCCAAUGCCACUCACAUGUUUACAACGUUGUUUGGUGUUCCCUCAUGUACCUCAGCUACUUUGUGCUUUUCUGUCAUUUCUUCUUUGAGGCAUACAUUGGCAAAACAAGGAAAGCAAGGAAGGCUGAGUAACGCUAGGAAUACUGCUAAGCCACCACUCAGCUCAUCGACCAAACCAGAAACACAAAGCAAAACAAAAUGGCACAAGAAAAACCAUUUAUAUAUGGUGCAAGUAAAACUCAGCAGCUGUGGACAGAUAGGUUUGUUCAAACCAAUAAAUUUAUGAUCAUGUUAUGGUAAGGACUCAAGGAAUGAUCUUACAUCUUAGCAGGCUGCUGUAAGACAUCUUCUUUCUUGCAUCUCUUAAAAGAAGCAAUCUUGCAUUCAGAAAAUAAAAGGAGAAGAAGGUCAGAAUUUUGCAAAAUAAAAUAUUAAAAUAUAUGGUUUCCCCGA